AGUAGAGACAACAGAUCAAGAGAGGAGGAGGAGGAAAGAGAGUAAGAGAGAGAGAUAGAGAGACGGAGACGGAGACAGAGUUACUGGUUACAGGAAAGUAGGCACUGUGUGCUGCUUGAGAAAUAGAAGUAGGCUAAAGCCUUUUAAAAGUCGUUAACAGUUUCUGUUAUACCGGUACUCAGUAGUAAUCGUGAUCACGCGUACAUUUCAAAUAUUUGGUACCGCUCAAAAGAAACAGUAUUAUCCGAUAGCAGAUCCGAUAACGUUGGACGACAGAUUUUAGUUGCUCCGAACUAAGUCCUGGUACGCUGCAAUUGCCUCUUAUUAGCCACCCCACUCAACGUGUCUGCAACAUAUCCCGCACACAUUACAUCCCGGCUUGGCGUAUGCGAUGAUGGCUGCCCGCAAGUAUCGACCACAGUCCUUGUACUCUGUCGUCUUAUCCCUCGUACACGUCUUCGGCCUUCUGAUGAUUACCUGUACGACGGACCCUGCCCAAGCGCAAUGCCAGCCCGAUUCGUGCAGCGGAAACGGUGAAUGUUUAGAUGACAGCUUCGGCCUGUCCUCAUCAUUUACGUGCCUGUGUAACUUUGAAUAUAUGGGAAUGUAUUGCAGCGAGAAGAUCGAAGAUAACGUGGACAAGGUUCUCGACCACUCCGACUCGUCGAACAUAGUUCUCAUUGCGGCGCUCGCUGGUGGCGUUGGAGGGUCGUUGCUGCUCAUUUUGCUGCCCAUCUCCAUCUGUAUCUGUGUCAGGCUGCGACGCAGACGUGCUGUCACGGGCAACAGGACAUACACGCGCAUGGUCAUACACGCCGAGCAAGUGCAUGCAGCGGAUAGGCCGAGCAGCAGCAGCGGCGGCAGCAGCGGCAGCAGCAGCACAAAUCAGGCUGGUUCGCGUACUACCACCUACUGUACCGGUGCUGGUGUGUCCGCACCUGGCGCUGUGCAUAACGGUAGUCAAGGCAACGGUACCGCUAGCGAUGAGGAUGUGCGCCGCUGGAGUACCAACAACCCAGCCACUGCAGCGACCGUCAGAGCCAAUGAUGCUAGCACCUGUGCUGGACACGUCGGCACCUUGGAACAGCCUCCCGCCUACAGCGGAUUUGCGGGAGCAGGGGCCGGUGGGUUCUCAAGCGUAUCUGACGCUGGCUCGUGUGCCGUUGAUGUAGGACUAUUGGCUGGUGCAGGCUACUCAGGAGGCUUUGCUGGACAAGCUGGUGGGUUCAGCGGUGCUGGUGUUGGUGUGGCUACCUAUGGCGGUAAGGAUGGAGCCGGUGCGUUCAUCGCUUAGUCGUGCCAAGCCGGGAUUAUUGGCAUGCACACACACACACACAUACGUACCGGGGCGUGCACACGCACGCACACCCGCGGAUAUGCACACGCACACACGCACACACACACACACACACACACACACACACACACACACACACACACACACACACACACACACACACACACACACACACACACACACACGUCCAGUACCUGCCAACAUGAUGUAGUUUGGGUAUAGUGCCCCUGGAGGAUGGCUUCAAUUCAGUUGCCUGCCGCGGUGUAAAACUUAGAAGUCACUGAAACUCAGUUUUAUUCUCUCUUCUCCCUUUGCUAAUGAUAGCAGCACAGCAAAUUCGCCGCCGAUGCAAACGUAUUCGCUGGAUGUGUUCCUAAACACCCCAGGUGAUGCGGCCGCCAAUCCGGCUGACUAUAAAUACUUUUUUACAGCAAAUCUACAACCAUCUGACUUGGAUUGGUUAUGCUUCUAUCAUUAAUUGCCUUCUCUCCUCGGAUUAUAAUUCUCUCCGUACGUACGUGCAAUCAUCGUGUAUGUACUCACAAGUAACGUCACUGGUCACAGGCAGUGUGUGAUCCUCUCCAAAAUCUUUUUAUGGUUUCUUUGCACCAAAGUAAUUAGUUACCGCACAGUUGCAACUGCAACCACCUCUA
Sycon ciliatum is the source of this 1950-nucleotide messenger RNA. Its product is annotated as fibroin heavy chain-like. The record is from RefSeq and is a predicted model, not a curated record. The coding region runs from base 392 to 1294 and encodes 300 amino acids. The transcript has 3 exons. Lineage: Eukaryota; Metazoa; Porifera; Calcarea; Leucosolenida; Sycettidae.